AGGGUGCUGGAAAGGUCUUGCCAGCAGUCGCACGCAGGCCUUCCAAGAAAACAUAUUGCCUGUUUUUUUCCCGAUUUUUGAGGGAGAUCACUACAGGGGGAAAAGUCGUGGUGUUUUAUCUCCGUUGUUAUUUAGCGAGUGGAUAAUGCUUGUAACAAGAGCAUUCAAGAGAGAUAUUUAGAUACGGAAUGUGAAUUUGCGGUUCUGCUAAACAGUUUGCCAGUGACUUUCAAGCUAGAAGGAUCUUUGUUUUAUCUCGUGUGAGGAAACCUUUUUAGCAGACAUGGAGCUACACGGCCCUCGUUUCUCCGACUUCAGCAUCCACUCCCUCAUGACCUGCCCGCACCCUAGCUGAGAUGGGCGAUCCUCCGGGCGCAGGGUGGCCCGGGCCGCCUGCACACGCCCUCCACCCGGGCUUACAUGACCCGUGGACGCUACCCCACCAUGCAUACGCCAGGAACAAUCCUAAUAUGGGGAUGGAUAGCUGGGGGCUCCGUCAGUCAGCGGUUGGGCCAAUUCAACCACAUCUGCAAGAUCAACAACCACAGCACCUGACACCGCAUUUGCAACACGUGCAAUAUCCUCACCCUUUCAAUACCCCGGUGAAACGUUCCUCCUCCCCCCAUGGCGGUAUGGCGCGCCCCCCCAGCCUUGAGAGCGGGUACGAUAGUUUCAACUCCCCGCAUCUCCCGGGCGCGACUCCGGCCCCCCGCAUACAUCCGCAGGGGGGCCAGACCUACGUGAAUUUUAGUCCAGUGACGCCCCUAGAAGCCAAUGGUCCUACAGGAGGCUACAGACAGGAGUGGGCGGCACCUGGGCACGAAAUCGUGGCCGGGGACAUACCCGAACACGAGUCACAGAUUCCUGAGGGAAGUUCGCAGGACGUCGUGGCUCCGUGUCCUACCGUGCAGGCGGAGAAGAAGGCGCUGGACGAGGCCCCGAAACCCGGUAGCAAGAGGCGCCGCGUGGAGGAGGACGCCGUUAUUCCCUGUGCAGUGUGUGGUGACAAGGCCUCGGGUGUACAUUACCGGGUCCAUGCUUGCGAAGGGUGUAAGGGUUUCUUCAGGCGUGUGACGUCACGGAACACCCGUUUGGUUUGCCCGAGGAACUACCAGUGUGAAGUGACUAGGGAGUCACGCACGCGUUGUCAGGCUUGUCGAUUCCAAGGCUGUCUUCGCGCAGGCAUGGCCAAAGAUGUGAACACGAUCCCGAAGCGUGGUCGAAAGCGUCCCAUCCCCGACGGGGGGGACCAGAGCAGCCCGAUCUCUCAGCCUAGCGACGACCUCAUUCACAACCUUACCAGUGCACACCACGCCACCUUCUCGCCCGCCUGUCACGCCCAACAGCUAACCGAGGCGAGUCUAUGGGCGGCCGAGGCAGACGUGGGCGUGGAAGGUCGUACGAGAGCGCAGCAGUUCGCCAUGAUGGUGCCGGGGAUCGCCAGCCUUUCCCCGGGCGACCAGCAGACAGUCCUCAACCAGGCUGUGCCAGAAGUUAUGAUUCUCAGGCUGGCUUCACGAUUCGUCCCCGAGCACAAGGGGUUCGCGGUUCCCGGAGGACUUCUGGUUCCACUGGCAGCAGUCGUAGAGGCGCUGGGGCGCUCGCUGGCCCAGAAACUGGUUCGAUUGGCCACGUUCCUUCUAUACAUGAGCAUUGAUGAUACUGAGCUGUCGCUGCUGUGUGGCAUAGUGACCACCCUCCCCGACCGUCUCCCUGGCGACUCCGAGGCCCUAGAGGCUUUAGAGGAGCAGCACGACGCCCACCUCCGCGCCUUGCAGGAAUACGAACUGGACAAGCGGCGCUCGAAGCCAAACGCCCUCGCAAAGAUCCUUCUGCGACUCCUUGACGUCCGCGCCAUCGCCUUGCGUGAGGCGGGCCGACUCAUCCUGACGUCGCGUCCUGAGCAGAUAGCAGGAACCGACGUUCCUGUUCAAGGCACUGGCUACAACCCCAGUCUGGCUGAGUACCUACCGGAUGACCAUCCCCAGGAGGCUGCGUACCUCGAGGAGCAGGUCACACACCCCCAUGGCUCUUACAUUCACCCGAAACUUGAGCCUAGUCAGAUGUACCAUGGUAUCCCCUUUGACCACCAGCACCAACAGAGUCGUCUUCAGCAUCAGCUUCAUCAACAUCAGCAGCCCGCACGCGCCCACGUCAUGAACCAUCAACAGCAGCAACAGCACCACCACCAUCAGCAUCACCAGCACCAACAGCAGCAGCAUUUGUAUUACCACAACCCUCAACAAGAUCGCCAAACGCAACACCAAGUGAUACUGGAUCGCGAAGAGCAACAGCGCAUCAUGAAGGCCCUGCAUGAGCGCCAGCAUGGCCUGCAUAUGUUGCCAGGACGCCAGGAAGAGAACCUAACACAGGAGUCGCGACAACAGCAGUGUCAGGACGAAGUGUUGACCCACGGGCGUCAACAACCGCAAGAUAUUCUUGAAGAGAACCAAGAUGAUUCUGAAGGUUGAUCAAAGAUCUCGCUUUUACGUCCAAAAUAUGUUACAGGUUUUGAAAGUUUACUAAUAUAGUUUUUUUUUUUUUUUUUUUAACUUAUAUACAUACUAUUCGUACUUGUUGGGUGUUCAUGUUAGGUGAGACGUUUUUUCAGCCACGGCCUCCGCAGUCCUAGUCAUCUCAAAGCUGGGGGAGGUUAAGUAGUUUAUUUCUUUGAUCUAUUGGAUUCUUUAUACUGCUGCCUCAGAUUUGAUGUUCUUCAAUGUAAUAACUGAGGCGGAAAUAUUUUAUAUGUAAAUAAAACCAAGCAAAAUACA
This is a messenger RNA of Penaeus chinensis, 2774 nucleotides long. RefSeq names its product retinoic acid receptor alpha-like. Gene Ontology annotation, biological process: cell differentiation; positive regulation of transcription by RNA polymerase II; negative regulation of transcription by RNA polymerase II. Bases 357 to 2471 code for a protein of 704 amino acids. Lineage: Eukaryota; Metazoa; Arthropoda; Malacostraca; Decapoda; Penaeidae. The transcript is spliced from 9 exons. Gene Ontology annotation, molecular function: nuclear receptor activity; RNA polymerase II cis-regulatory region sequence-specific DNA binding; zinc ion binding. The record is from RefSeq and is a predicted model, not a curated record.